GCUGCCUAUUUAACGUGCUCCCGGCCGAUUCCGCUUAUUUCUGGGUCUGAAACGGUCAGAGGAGAUGCUUGAGCCAGGGAACUCCGCUCCGAAGAAGGGCGGCAGGAAAGCUUUGCCCAAAACUGCGGGUAAGGGAGGUAAGAAACGUAAGAGGCUGAGGAAGGAGAGUUACUCCAUCUACAUCUACAAAGUGAUGAAGCAGGUUCACCCCGACACCGGCAUCUCCUCCAAGGCCAUGAGCAUCAUGAAUUCAUUCGUGAACGAUAUUUUCGAGCGCAUCGCGGGUGAGGCUUCCCGCCUGGCCCAUUACAACAAGCGGUCAACCAUCACUUCCCGGGAGAUCCAGACCGCCGUGCGCCUGCUGCUGCCCGGGGAGCUGGCCAAGCACGCCGUGUCCGAAGGGACAAAGGCGGUGACCAAGUACACCAGCUCCAAGUGA
Molecule: messenger RNA, 439 nt
Organism: Hypanus sabinus (Atlantic stingray)
Lineage: Eukaryota; Metazoa; Chordata; Chondrichthyes; Myliobatiformes; Dasyatidae
Product: histone H2B 1/2-like
Exons: 1
Coding region: 65-439 (124 amino acids)
Cellular component (GO): nucleosome
Molecular function (GO): structural constituent of chromatin; DNA binding; protein heterodimerization activity
Source: RefSeq, a predicted model, not a curated record